Messenger RNA from Paecilomyces variotii, 1469 nucleotides. RefSeq names its product putative DNA repair protein Nse1. Lineage: Eukaryota; Fungi; Ascomycota; Eurotiomycetes; Eurotiales; Thermoascaceae. The record is from RefSeq and is a predicted model, not a curated record. Gene Ontology annotation, molecular function: ubiquitin-protein transferase activity. The coding region runs from base 238 to 1248 and encodes 336 amino acids. Gene Ontology annotation, biological process: double-strand break repair via homologous recombination; DNA damage tolerance. Gene Ontology annotation, cellular component: nucleus; Smc5-Smc6 complex. The transcript is spliced from 3 exons.
GGCUGACCCAGAUCACGUGGCUCAUAGUGGCCAGGGCGGCACAACGUCCGUAGACUAAUCCCUAAGUAAGAAAUGGGCUUGGCGCGCGCGGUUCGCGUUGCGAGGACUUUAUCGCGUCGGGGCAAAUACACCUGGACUGGCUGCAAACUACAGCCAACUGCAGCUCAAUUUCAUCAUUUGUAGCUUACAGACACGUAUCAGAAACAUCCAGCUCUGGUUCGUUUACAUUCAACAGUGAUGUCCAACGACGUGGACGAAGAUGGCUACAAUGAUAGCAACCGCGCAUUUCUUCAGGCAUUUCUGGCGCGUUCGACUAUGACUUUCGAAGAAGCCAAGCCUGUGCUAGCAGCGAUCUUUUCAACUCAUGAACGCCGCCCGGUUCUUCCAGAGGAUGUCACACAAGCGGAUCUGUCUUCAUACAUCGCCGCGGCGAAUACAGCCAUAUCUCCCUUUGACCUGGAGAUCCGGAGCACGUUGCAUCAGUUGCCUGAUGAUAAUGGGACCAACGGCGGCAGUCACCGCGUCUACGCUCUCGUAAACACUACCAGCGACCCCCUUACCCAACUUGCGACAACAUAUACAGCAGAUGAGAUUGCCUUUGUGAAGCGUAUUUUGGAUGCAAUAUUUGACACGUACAACACGCGGCGAUCAGAAGCUAUGGUUGUGACUGGGAUGCAAGCCGUGCAGCUGGCAAAAGUAUCUUCCGCAGACAGGCGGGAGUCGGCGGCGACGCAGCAGCCUCAAGGCGGAGCAGCACAGUCGUUGACGAUGCAGCAGGCCGAGUCAGUCAUGAAGCGACUCUUGGAUGAAGGAUGGCUCGAGAAGAGUAGAAAGGGGUUCUACUCGUUAAGUCCUCGUGCUCUCAUGGAACUAAGAGGCUGGCUGGUUGCAACGUAUAAUGAGGAAGACGACGAGGGACGACGGGUCAACAAGAUAAAGUUCUGCGCAGCUUGCAAGGAUAUAAUCACUGCCGGCCAGCGUUGUGCUAACCGUGACUGCCUGGGACGACUUCACGAUAUCUGUAUGCGAAACUUUUUCCGUAUGCAGCAGGCUGAGAAGUGCCCUGUAUGCAAGGCCGACUGGCCACACAAUAAAUUCGUCGGAGAGAGGGCCAUUACGACUACGGAGCAGUACCAGCAAGGAAAGAGACGCAGUGGGAACACCCAACGCGUGAGCAAUGCUACCGCCAGUGCAUCCGCUAUUGAAGGAGACGAGCAAGAGGAAGACGCGGAAGGUGAAGCGGAUUGAAGUUGAACUUAGUAUCUACAGAUACUAUUUUCUUGCGACUCGCUCGACCCGGCUUGAUACGAUACCCAGAAGUGUAAAAACCACAGCGAGAUGGACAUCCCUCCUGAUAUAGGAUAGUUUCUAGGUCGGACAGUUCCCUGGAUGCCCGACAUCGGAUGAUAGCUCCUCAGUCAGCAGAGCCUUGCUAGCGGCCAAUUACACCGGAACAGCCGGGAUGCAGG